Tauraco erythrolophus (red-crested turaco) is the source of this 1426-nucleotide messenger RNA. Lineage: Eukaryota; Metazoa; Chordata; Aves; Musophagiformes; Musophagidae. The record is from RefSeq and is a predicted model, not a curated record.
AUGUGUCUCCCCACCACGCAGCCUUGUCCCCAGGGGAAGGAGCUGCCCAAAAUGCAAACAGCCCUCCUGUGCCUGUGCCUGUGCCUGUGCCUGCUCGGCACGGCCCUCUCGACACCGGUGAGUAUGGCGCCCCAAGCUGCAGGGAACUGCGGGGGACAGCACCGGAUACUGCUGAAAGGCUGCAAUGCCAAGCGUGGCUUCUACGUUUUUGAAUAUGUCUUCUCACUUUCGACACAGAGGAACCAGACGCAGAUAAAGAAGGAGGAAGCUGAGCGCCGGACCACCAUCCCUAGUCAACGUCUGGGUGAGGACAAUGCCAGGUGGAGGCCGACGGAGGACAGGCCAGCCCUGGAGCGAGGUGACAAUGGCAGCACCGAUGCGAUGGAGAUCGGGAUGAGCCUCCAGCCCAAAAACCGCAGCACUCCAGGUGCUGGCGGGGAUGCUCACAGUCCUCGCCCAGGCACCAGGACGCAAGCACGUGGUGGUGUUGGCAUCAUGGGUUCCACCCCGGCCAGCUUGGAGGGCAGUGGUGACUUGGAUUUGGUGGCUGAAGUCAAUGGUGGUGUUUCCAUUCUCCCCCAGGGCAAACAUCCCAGUGAGUCCGUGAUGAGGAACAGGUCUGGUGUGAGGAGUGAGGACAGGGACAGUGGUGCUCCUGAGGGGGUUCCAGAGAAGGGGGCGACAACAGUCGAGAGGGAGAGGGAACCUGCCACUGGAGGGGCUGGAGAGGAGGGCAGCGGUGAGGCCACCGUCCCUGGCCAAGGGCAGGAGAAUGUCAUUUGGGGCACAGGGACAGGAGUCACAGCACUGACCUCUGUCACCGAGAAGAUGGAGGAUGUUCAAGUUGAUGGUGAAGGUGUGGAUGAAUACCCUUACAUCCCCGACUCAGGCAGCGUCACCGUCACCCACGGGAAGGUGGGCAGCACAGUGAAGGCCACCAGCUUUGCUCAGAUAUCUCCAGACAAGGAUGACGAGGUCAACAUCUUCAUUAGGAGGGCCAACAUCCAUGUAGGGGAGCAAGAAACCACCCAGGCUGGUACCACUGUUGGCAGCGAGGAUGACAGCAUCCCCUCUGUGGGAACCAGCAGCCCCCUGCCUGGGCUGGAUGUCACUGUGGCAUACGAUGGCAAUGGCGAUGACGGCAUCCCUGCCGGUGGAGAGCCUGAAGGACCCCAAAGCCAUGGAGACAGCAUCACCAGAAGCCCUGGGGAUGGCCGUCCCACGGGAGAUGACCAGGAUGGCGCUGCCACGGUUGAUGAUGGAGAAGGACAGACAGUCCCCGGCCCCUGGCGGGUCACUGAUGGUGAUGUUACUGUCCCUGAAGGGUCUAGGAUCCACGGGAAGGGUGAUGAUGAGGCGAGAGGAGCGGGGCAGAGGUUGGAGGGAGGUCCGGGCCACCUGGCUGCCAUCACCCCCCGAAAGGAGG